GAGGAGAGGCCAGAUAUCUGGCUACAACCUGACUCAGCUUUGAGAACUUCAGUUUGGAAAAUCCAGUGAUAUGAGUAACUGUUAGUCUCUGCCUUUGCCUGUGAUGCAAGCCUGUUCAGUCCAUCUGAGACCACAUCCUUCCUGUCCCUGCUGAGCUGUGACUUCUAUAAAUUCAUCUAGUUUCCUCUUUGGCUGUUCCUGAGGCAGGCUUCUGGGACACCUUUCUUCCAUGGCUCAGGACACACUCCUGGGGACAGCCAAUAGGAAGACUUUUUGUGUGGACCUAUGCCCUGGGACUCUGACUAGGGCUGCACAUGAGCAUGGCAAGCGUCCGCUGCAAGCUGGCUCGUUACCUGGAGGACCUAGAAGAUGUAGAUUUUAAGAAAUUCAAGAUGCACUUAGAAGACUAUCCUUCUCAGAAGGGCUGCAUCUCUCUCCCUCGGGGCCAGACAGAAAAAGCAGAUCAUGUGGAUCUAGCCACUCUGAUGAUAGAUUUCAAUGGAGAGGAGAAGGCAUGGGCCAUGGCCACAUGGAUUUUUGCUGCGAUCAACAGGAGAGACCUUUAUGAGAAAGCUAAGAGGGAUGAGCCAGAAUGGGACAAUGCAAAUCUUUCUGUGAUAAGCCAGGAAGAAAGCCUUGAAGAGGAAUGGAUGGGUUUACUGGGGUACCUUUCCAGAAUCUCUAUUUGUAAAAAAAAGAAAGAUUAUUGUAAGAAAUACAGAAAGCACGUGAGAAGCAGAUUCCAGUGCAUCAAAGACAGGAAUGCACGUCUGGGUGAGAGUGUGAACCUCAACAAACGCUUCACCAGGCUGCGUCUCAUCAAGGAACACCGGAGUCAGCAGGAGAGGGAGCAUGAGCUCCUUGCCAUUGGCAGGACCUCAGCCAAGAUGCAAGAUAGCCCCGUGAGUUCCCUGAACUUGGAAUUGCUGUUUGAUCCUGAGGACCAACACUCUGAGCCUGUGCACACGGUAGUAUUCCAGGGAGCAGCAGGCAUUGGGAAAACAAUACUGGCCAGGAAGAUCAUGUUGGACUGGGCAUCAGAGAAACUUUACCAGGAAAAAUUUGACUAUUUGUUUUACAUUCACUGUCGGGAGGUGAGCCUAGGAACUCGGAGGAGCCUGGGAGACCUGAUCGCCAGCUGCUGCCCUGGCCCAAAUCCACCCAUAGGCAAGAUUGUGAGCAAGCCUUCCAGGAUCCUCUUCCUCAUGGAUGGCUUUGAUGAGCUGCAAGGUGCCUUUGAUGAGCGCACAGAGACACUCUGCACAAACUGGCAAAAGGUGGAGCGGGGAGACAUUCUCCUGAGCAGCCUCAUCAGAAAAAGACUGCUUCCUGAGGCCUCCCUGCUCAUCACCACAAGACCUGUGGCCCUGGAGAAACUUCAGCACUUGCUGGGCCGGGCUCGUCAUGUGGAGAUUCUGGGUUUCUCAGAGGCCAAGAGGAAGGAAUAUUUCUUUAAGUAUUUUUCAGAUGAGCAGCAAGCAAGGGAAGCCUUCAGGCUGAUUCAGGAGAAUGAGGUCCUGUUCACCAUGUGCUUUAUUCCCCUGGUCUGCUGGAUUGUGUGCACUGGGCUGAAACAGCAGAUGGAUAGCGGCAAGAGUCUUGCCAGGACAUCCAAGACCACCACUGCCGUGUAUAUCUUCUUCCUCUCCACUUUGUUGCAAUCUCAAGAAGGGAGCCAGGACCACCACGUCUCUGCCACCCUCUGGGGUCUCUGCUCACUGGCUGCAGAUGGAAUCUGGAAUCAGAAAAUCCUGUUUGAGGAGUGUGAUCUCAGGAACCAUGGCCUGCAGAAGGCAGAUGUGUCUGCUUUCCUGAGGAUGAACCUAUUCCAAAAGGAAGUAGACUGUGAGAAAUUCUACAGCUUCAUUCACAUGACUUUCCAGGAGUUCUUUGCUGCCAUGUACUAUCUACUGGAAAAGGAGGAUCAGGGGGAGAUGAGGAAUGUGCCACGGAGCUGUUUGAAGCUUCCCAGUCGAGACGUGACAGUUCUUCUUGAAAACUAUGGCAAAUUUGAAAAGGGGUAUCUGAUUUUUGUUGUCCGUUUCCUCUUUGGCCUUGUAAACCAGGAGAGAACGUCCUACUUGGAGAAAAAACUGAGUUGUAAGAUCUCUCAGAAAAUCAGGCUAGAACUGCUGAAAUGGAUUGAAGCGAAAGCCAAGGCCAAGAAGCUACAGAUUGAGCCCAGCCAGCUGGAAUUAUUUUACUGUUUGUAUGAAAUGCAGGAGGAGGACUUUGUGCAAAAGGCCAUGGGCCAUUUCCCUAAAAUUGAGAUCAAUCUCUCCACCAGAAUGGACCAUGUAGUUUCUUCUUUUUGUAUUGAGAACUGUCGCCAUGUGGAAUCACUUUCUCUGAGGUUGCUCCAUAAUUCACCCAAAGAGGAGGAGGAGGAAGAGGAGGUAGAGGAGGAGGAUGUUCAACACUCUGAUGUGGACAAUUGUAUCCUCUCUGAGUCUCAUGUUGCAUAUUCUCAGCGAUUGGUGAACUAUCUCACUUCCAGCUUUUGUAGUGGCAUCUUCUCAGUCCUGAGCAAUAACUGGAAUCUCACUGAAUUGAACCUCAGUGGUAACAGCCUGGGAGACCCAGGGAUGAAGGUGUUAUGUGAAACGCUCCAGCAACCUGGCUGUAACAUUCGAAGAUUAUGGUUGGGACAGUGUUGCCUGUCCCAUCAGUGCUGCUUCAACAUCUCCUCUGUCCUGAGCAACAACCAGAAGUUAGUGGAACUGGAUCUGAGCCACAAUGCCCUGGGAGACUUUGGGAUCAGACUUUUGUGUGUGGGACUGAGGCAUCUAUUCUGCAAGCUAAAGAAGCUCUGGUUGGUCAGUUGCCGUCUCACAUCAGCGUGUUGUGAGGAUCUUGCGUCGGUCCUGAGCAGCAAUCAUUCCCUGACCAGACUCUACUUGGGUGAAAAUGCCCUGGGAGACUCAGGAGUUGGAAUUUUAUGUGAAAAAGCAAAGCAUCCACAAUGUAACCUGCAAAAACUGGGAUUCUGCUGAAGGAUGCUAAUCUCAAUUCCUCAAAGACAACAUUUAUACUCUAGGUCUUCUCAUCUUUUGCCUGGAUGUCUCUAAAUCCUUAACUAGGACAUGGCUUAGUACCUUCACCUCUUUGGAUAUGCUGCCCUAGGUAAAGGUUGGUCUGUUAAUGUUCCUAUUGGAAGGGCAGUGCCCAGACCUGAACCUGAUACCGCUCACAACAUGGGAUGGAAUUUUACCUCCUGUAUGAGGGCACUAUGCUGUCACUGGUUAGGUCUGGGAUUUUCCUUAUACUUUUGGCAAUCACAUCAGAUCAUGAGUUCAAUUGGAAGUCUGCAGUUAAUAAUAGUAUACAAUUCUGGGGGUGUUUUCUAACACCAAUAAUCAAUUCUCUGCAGACGCCAACCGGGUGUCUUACAAGUCAAUUCAGUUUCGACACUAACCACCCAGAGUUAUUAUAGACCUCAAGUUAAGGGCUCAGUCCUACAAGACUGCCUUCUCCCAGCCCCACACCAAUGUCAGAUAUCAAUUGCAAGUAGUGGGUCCCUAGAUUACGCAUACUGCUUUCUGACUUGGCUACAAAUUGGGGAUUCCCAUGAUGCCCUACUCAGGUUUGAAAAUUUGCUAGAAUGACUCAGAAAUCAAGGAAAUAAUUUACUUACAUCUACAUUUAUUAUAAAGGAUAUUAUAAGGAGCACAAAUAAACAACCUGAUGAAGAGACAAAUAGGGUAAUGUUCAGAAGUGUUUGGAGUCCAGGAGCUUCUAGCCCCAUGGAAUUGGGGUGUUCCACCCUCCUGGCAUGUGGAUGCAUUUACCAACACAGGUCUCCAAAUCUCAUUGUUCAAGAGAUUUUUUUUCUUUUACAUUUUAAAAAUUGUGCUUGAUUCACAAUGUUGUGCCAAUUU
Phacochoerus africanus (Common warthog) is the source of this 3878-nucleotide messenger RNA. RefSeq names its product NLR family pyrin domain containing 3 (gene NLRP3). Lineage: Eukaryota; Metazoa; Chordata; Mammalia; Artiodactyla; Suidae. Gene Ontology annotation, biological process: inflammatory response; negative regulation of non-canonical NF-kappaB signal transduction; negative regulation of acute inflammatory response. The record is from RefSeq and is a predicted model, not a curated record. Gene Ontology annotation, cellular component: NLRP3 inflammasome complex; cytoplasm. Bases 315 to 2993 code for a protein of 892 amino acids. Gene Ontology annotation, molecular function: DNA-binding transcription factor binding; sequence-specific DNA binding. The transcript has 9 exons.